AUGUGCAAUAUCUCUUUGGACAGACCUUUAAUAUCUCAAGAGCUGAGGGCUGAACUCAAUCCGUUGGUAAUCACAAUUUUGUCAGCCAGUUCAAUGCCGUCAUCUCCAGUCCCUUUGCACACCCUGCAGGAACAAUGUUUGCCUGUAUAUUGUCAGUACAAGUUCCAUAACUUGACUAUGCACAGAACUCAUCAUCAUGAGCACAGAGCCAAGAUCUACUUCAGAGAUGUGAAUGUUAUCCUGACUGGCUUGAUGAGUCCCAAAGAACUCAUUUUGUUCCUUUCUGGUCCACCUCUUGAGAUAGAGGUUCAUGAUCGCGACAGAAAGUUGGAAGAACAACCAAAACCUCCAGCAAAGUCUGGCAUGGGGUCAGAUGAUGACAUCCUGUGUGGUAUGGCACAAUCAAAACAGACGACAGCAAAUAUGAACUCCUAUGGAAUUGCAAGCCUGAACCUCUGUGAGCUGCUAUGUGGAAAGAAAAGCCUUAACGUGCAUUUGCCAAUAAAACGCUGCCCACCCACUCCACUGCAGCACUGGGAGCAAAGUGCACGUAGCAGGACUAUGUCAGAUACAUUAGCACACAGUGAGCCCAUGCCACAAGGACAUUAUUUGGAGGCCAAUUCCACACUUGAAGUCAAGGUUGAGCUAGCUUGUCCACUAAAUAAUAAAAAUGACAGUUGUGAAUUAGACCCCUUUUACAGACCAUUUGGGCGCAUCAUCUACCUUUUUGAUUACAACAACUUGUCUGUGAUGACCAAGCUGAGGUCAGAUAUCCUCAGAAUCAAUGCAUCAGCCUUCCAUCUGGGCUCACGGGAAAAUAUAGAGAAAGCCCUAUCAAAUUACAUAAUGAAUUUGAAGCUUGAUGAGAGCCAGGAUCUGGACUUCGUUACCGGAUUCCAUGUGGUAGAUAAGAGGACGCACAUCUUUGUUCUUGAAGGGCUGAAACAUAAAGCAGUGAAGAGACUUUGGGAGGCUGUUCCGAUGAAGCUAAGUGGGAGUGUGGAGGAGCAUGUGAUAGUCCACUACAACUCAGACAUGGGUUUCUUCAAGCGCAUCUAUGACUCAUUAGAUGUGAGCCUGAGUCCCAUUCAUUUAUGUGAGUCUUUAGAGACCAUCAUGAGACAGCCAGUGAUCUACAUAAGAGGCAAAGUCUCCCCAGGCUGCUUCCAAGCUUUGACAAGGUUGAGCCAGAUUUGUCAAAUGAGCCAACUUAAAGAUGUGGUGCAGUACAACCUCUUCCCCACAGCUGACAUGAUUCUCAGCAUGAGCAAAGAAUUUGGGAUACACUAUGAGCAGUGGGAGCAAAAAGCAACUGCUAAACCUGAGGUUGACCUUCCCUCUCUACCUGUCCGGAUGAAAAGACAUUCGUCGCUCGACAUGCACAACAGCGAGUACAUGAAAUGGAGGCACAGGCAAAACCAGUUCAAGGACUUCAUUCAGGACAAUAUUAAAAAGGUGCAUGAGGAAAGUAAGCGGUUGCAGAAGCCUGAAGCUGCAGUAUUAAGGAUGGACCAGUGCACAAACAGACCAGCACACAACUACAGCAUCCAGACCCUCAACUCAAAGGAGCAAGCCAUGGAGAUGAUCCGCAAAGAGAUGGCCAAGGUUGCAUGUAACAGAUUAGCUGUUUUCUUAGGUAAGCCAUCAAAUCUUGUUUCAUUUCUGCUUAGUGGCCAAUAUCUCCUGCUCCUGCUUUUGACUGCAUUAUCCCACAAUGAAAAGGUGCCAGGGCGGAGGUUCACUUACAGUCAGCAGUAUCACAGUGCCACAGUGGAGCCAGGAAGCAUGACCACUAAACCUGACUCCAGCUCCACUGCCACCGCUAAAGUUUGGGUCUCGACUACGAGCAGGCCCACAGAGCACCCUAGACAUCUAGAUGAGGCUCGAGUGGAGGAGCUGAGGAAGCCUUGGAGAGAGAACAUCCUACAUGCCAACAUAUUGAAGCCCACACUUUCACGAGACAGAUUGGCCUGGAACCAGCGCCAUGAGGACUUUCAGCUCUAUAGCAAACCUGCCCCCUUUUUCAGCCCAAUUCCUGCCUCCAUAUACCUGACUGGGGACCGUCUGAAGCAGGAGCGGCUUCCCCAAAUAUCAGGCAGCAAACCACCAGGAAACUUCAACACCCCGUUCCCACAGUUUAAGUGCCACAUGGGAGGAAAGUCACAGGAUAUACUGAAAGACGAGCCCAAGAAGUAUUCACUCAGGAAACCAGGCAUGACAUUGAAGCCUUUUCCCCAACUGUCUGUGAUCAACUCUGAAGAUGACAAACUAGUUGAAGACAAGAGAGCGGCCCCGGCUCCAGGCCCCUGUGCGGACUGCAGCCUCAGCAGCAAAAGCAAUGCCAUCCCCAGACACAGCUCUCAGCAAGUACAACUACAAAGUGGAUUCAGUAAGCAGCACUCUUUCCUGUAUAAACGGACCGCCCUGCCUCUGACAGAUGAGGAGAAGAGUAUCUUCAACUUCCAAAAGUACACACCUGAGACAAAGGCACGUAUAACAGACGUCCAGCCUUCAUGGAACAUCGUAGAAGCUAGAACCCACAAAAAUUUGAGCUUGUACACUAAAUAGGCUCAGAGGAAUAACACCAGCAUCUGGGCAAUAAUGUAGCAGUGAGCUCAUUAAGUGCUUUGGGUUAACCUUCAUAGAAAGUCAUCACACCUCUGAUGUUAUCUGGAUUCAAUGUUUAACAAAAUAAAGUAACUAAAGCAAGAAAUCUCUUAAUGUAUACAAAUAAUAUCAACAAAAGUCAG
Labrus bergylta (ballan wrasse) is the source of this 2750-nucleotide messenger RNA. The record is from RefSeq and is a predicted model, not a curated record. Lineage: Eukaryota; Metazoa; Chordata; Actinopteri; Labriformes; Labridae.